GGCGUGGCUAGUGACCAUUUUUGGGCGUCUGAUUGGUCGUAUUCCGACUGUAGGCGGGACGAGCGACGCGGCCCUCUGUAGACCAGUGAAAGACGCCAUUUUGUUAAUAGUGGUAAGGAGGAGACGGAUUUUUCGCGGAGAAGCCGUAUCGAUAAGAUCUGCCACCAUGGGGAACAUGUUUGCAGGCCUCUUUAAGAAUCUCUUUGGAAAGAAAGAGAUGCGUAUUCUGAUGGUGGGUUUGGAUGCUGCCGGCAAAACCACUAUUCUGUACAAGCUUAAACUGGGAGAGAUCGUCACCACCAUCCCCACUAUCGGUUUUAAUGUAGAGACAGUAGAAUAUAAGAACAUUAGUUUCACAGUGUGGGAUGUGGGCGGUCAGGAUAAGAUCCGGCCGCUGUGGAGGCAUUACUUCCAGAACACACAAGGUUUGAUUUUCGUGGUGGACAGUAAUGACAGGGAGCGAAUAAAUGAGGCGAGAGAGGAGUUGACAAGGAUGCUGGCUGAGGAUGAGCUCAGAGAUGCUGUGCUGCUCGUUUUUGCCAACAAACAGGACCUGCCCAACGCUAUGAACGCAGCAGAGAUCACAGACAAAUUGGGCCUGCAUUCGCUGAGGCACCGCAACUGGUACAUCCAGGCUACCUGCGCCACCAGUGGAGAUGGCCUGUACGAGGGCCUAGACUGGCUCUCCAACCAGCUCAAAAACGCUAAAUGAUCCAUUCCACCUAGCCCUCUGCUGUCUGCGCUGUGUGUGAAUGUGUGUAUGUGUGUGUAAUGAAAAAAGGCAGCGCUGGAUUUAGUCUCUCACCCACUUUAUCCAUCCUUUUUCUUUCGUUUGCUCCUGUAGACUUUAGAGGCUCUCCCCAGUGCUGUCUAGUGUACACACACCAGAAUGGAAGUGCGUGCGUGCGAGAUGAGAGUGGGAGCAGCCCUGCUGUGCCUUUUGAACACAUGCUUCUCAAACAGCUUGGUUCUCUCUCUCUCUGUUUCUUCCUCUCUCUUGUUUCCUUCUCUCCUGUCUCUGGUGUCCCCCCCUGGUUUUCACAAGGCAAAGAAUGACCCAGGAUGCUAAAAGGUUUUUUGUUUCUUUUGUUACUUACAGAAUAAAUAAAUAUAUUGAAAUAAAAGUACAGUCUUGAUUUUCAUCCUCUGAUGUUAAUGCAGUGGCGCAUGUCUAAGAUGUUACAAGGUUCACGUUGUCACCCUUUGACCCCCACAUAUGAUGAAACUCAUUGUAACCUGCAUCAGGUUGGGAGAAAAGAAAGACAAUAAAGUGACGUUUUCCAUCCUAGAUCCUUCUUUGCAUUAUUUGGGGGAAAAAGACGAUGCAGUUGUGGUUCUUCGCUGCUUGUUAAGGCGUGACUUCCACAUUGAAAGCCAGUUAUUGACUUCCUCUUGCUCUCCUCUAACCCACUUGCUCAUUGAAGCACAUGGCUGUAGAUUCCCUGGUUUAAAGGCAGCAUGUUCUUUAACACUAGUGUUUCAAACUGAUGCAUUCAGAAAAGUGUUCAGAACUGAAACAUCUAGGUUUAUGAUUCACUGUAAACUCCUAAACUGUUGUAAAUGUAGGAAGUGAUGCAUACAAAACAUCCUUCUGAUGCUGUAUUUUAACACUCAGAAUAGAUUUCCUUUUUUGGGUGACCGAGACAGGAGAGUUAGUCUGUGUACGCUGCGAGAGUUAGAAAUUUAUCAGAGUAGAGAGGCCUUUUUAGAGCUGCUCCCACUCCGAUUCUUUUCUUGUUUUCAUUUUUUUUUUUUUUGUUGGUUUUUUUUUCUUUCUUUCUUUCACAUGGUCUGUUGAGUCAGGGGUACAGCUCCAGUUAUUCACCCGUGGUCAUGAAGGGUAAAGUCAUGUUUAGUUGCUUUCAGGUUCACAUCUCAAGCUUGGAGUCCGUCAGGAACAAACAGCAAAGUGUUAAACCUGCCAGAACAAACUAGAUUCAUUACUUAAGAGGGAGGAUCGCAGAGCAGACUACAGCUGUACAUUUACAAACACGCAGAUUAACAAAGCUGUGUCUGUGGAUCACAGUCGCUUUGCUUUUUGCUCUUCUGUUUGUUUCCUUUACUUAACCGCUUUUUUUUUUUUCCUCUGGCUGUGUUGCCCGACAGUCAGUCCAUUUCUGAGUUUAUCCUCCAAAAUGUAACCAGCAGACAGGCAAUUUUCAACCCUCCAAAACAACUGACAAGAGAUUAUUCCUUUUCCUUGGUAUCUGAUUUAUUCCAAAGGCUACUGCGAAUGUUGUUGCAUACAUCAAAUACUUGCACACUGUAAGAAAUUGCUUGUUCUGUGUGAUUCCCAAAGGUCAUGAUCCUGUACUGACCUCUUACAAAGGAAUGGGUGAAUUGACACCCUUAACUAGGUCUACAACUGGACAGCAACAGUUUUUUUCUUUUUUUUUUCUUUACAAAUUGCACCAAAACUCAGCAAGUUUCAGAACUCUAAUAAAUUUUUGGGCCUUUUAUUGUAAUGAUCUCUUCAACCUACUGCAGUAGCUGAAAUAACUGAUUUAUUUGAAUGACAAAUAUCAUCUGUAUGGCAAAGUAAUAAUGUGUAAGAACAUGUAUUUUAGCUAGGUAUUUCAUUUAGGCACCGUAUGUUGAGAUGUGAAGCUUUAAUUCUGAAGAAAUUAUGUUUAAAAAAAAAACAGCAAGAAAGGUGUGCAUGUUUCCCCCCCUUUUCUUAAGUUUUCUUUGUUUCUAGCUUUUUUUAACCCAUCUUGUAACAUCUGAGAAAUGCACUAUAAUAAAGAGAUCUCUAUUA
Pygocentrus nattereri (red-bellied piranha) is the source of this 2758-nucleotide messenger RNA. It is a transcript of the gene arf2a, whose product is annotated as ADP-ribosylation factor 2a. NCBI's taxonomy places the organism in Eukaryota, Metazoa, Chordata, Actinopteri, Characiformes, Serrasalmidae. Gene Ontology annotation, biological process: vesicle-mediated transport; intracellular protein transport. Gene Ontology annotation, cellular component: plasma membrane; cytoplasm. The transcript is spliced from 5 exons. The record is from RefSeq and is a predicted model, not a curated record. The coding region runs from base 167 to 712 and encodes 181 amino acids. Gene Ontology annotation, molecular function: GTP binding; GTPase activity.